Messenger RNA from Microbotryum saponariae, 1002 nucleotides. Lineage: Eukaryota; Fungi; Basidiomycota; Microbotryomycetes; Microbotryales; Microbotryaceae. The record is from the annotation of a GenBank genome assembly.
AUGCCCGAUCCGCCAGCUCCACCCCGGUUCAAGGGCAUCCCACUGCGAGUACUGAUCGACCGGCGAGAAAACUUCCUUCCCCAUAUGAUGUAUCGCUUCUUCGAGGUUGCCGUCCGCCAGCCGGAAGUCCGCUAUUACAAGGAAGCGGAGGUCAUUUGGCAGGCCGUCUCCGACGAAACGUGGCGACAGCUUGAGGCCUACAUGGAGAAACUGCGAGAGUACUGCCAACAAAUCGGAAGACGACUGCAGCAACAGUCGAGCUGGAACAUCUUCUCUCCAGACGUACGAGCAGUCUGGCGAGAAUCGUGGCAGUUCUAUCAUGGAGACCGCAGCGUCUGGUCCGAUUACUGGAGGAUCAUCAACUACUCCGGCUGGUGUGAGUUUCUCUAUGGGUUACCGCGAUCUGCACAUUGCAUCUGCUGCGGCACGCUCUAGCUCUGACUCAAACUAAACUCGCAUCCAUCCACUUUCGAGUCCACUAGACGUAAAUCGUCUGCGCAACAAAUUCAUCUCGGAUCACAACUCGAAGCAACCCGGGCUCGCCCCCCCUCUUCGACGAUCCGACAAUCUGCUUCAUCGUCUGGGGGCGCUUCCAUCCUUUCGGCGGGAGCGUGUGGUCUACUUCAAAGGCUUUGAAGCAAUACCUGGACCCUCGGGAUUCCUCGAGGGGGAGCUGGACCAUCUCAAGAGUAGGUCCCAGCAUUAUCUACGAUCUCCCAUGGGGAAGCAUCCGACUCAACCCGCCUACGCCGCGCGCUCUCAACGUGACCGUGUACAUGAACAGGACGCGGUGGCAUUCGCUUCGACGGUAUAGGCAUUUCCACCGACUUUGCCGUCGUAGUUGAUGCGAGGUCAAAUAUUUGGCCGAAGGACGACGAAGUCCUGGGAAUUGCGGCUCUCCUCCCUACUGGUACCGAGAGCGAGUCGCAAGAGACGGAUAGCGGCUCGCACGGCUCGCAAGAGACGGACCGAUCCACCGUUUAUAAGCCUCGGUUUGUGUGA